Molecule: messenger RNA, 2119 nt
Organism: Ricinus communis (castor bean)
Lineage: Eukaryota; Viridiplantae; Streptophyta; Magnoliopsida; Malpighiales; Euphorbiaceae
Product: coumaroyl-CoA:anthocyanidin 3-O-glucoside-6''-O-coumaroyltransferase 1
Exons: 1
Coding region: 413-1792 (459 amino acids)
Source: RefSeq, a predicted model, not a curated record
AAACUGAAAAUUAAGAUACUAUUUAUGAGAUUUUACCUAAUUAUUGUCAAUGGUCUUUUUUUUUUUUUUUUGGGUAUAUGUAUUAUUAUUAAUGUUUUUGAAUCAUAAACUUGGAAAGAAAAUCAUAAUGGUCUGUUGGUGGAGCCCCGCCGCCUCUUGUAUUGUUUUCACUGCUUUCUUUAUUAUGGUCCAACUUGCGCUACAGACAUAUUUCGCUAAUUUGUUUCUUCUACAAUUGUCAUAAUCCCAUCUCUACUUUCAUGUGAAGUUUGGAUUGAAUCAUUUUGACUCUACAAUACUUCUCCUUCUUCCUCGCUUUAUAAAUCCCAAUUCGGCCGCCUCCUCUCUUCUUCCCCAAGAAUUAUAUUCUCAUCAGCUGCUUCUUCCACUUCACAACUUACCCAAAAAAAAAAUGACUGUAAAAAUUGUCCAUCACUUCCAAAUCUCUCCACCAUUAGCUUCGGUUCCCACAACCUGUCUCCCUCUGACAUUCUUUGACAUGCCAUGGUUUCUUUGCCGUCCUAUGCAACGUCUUUUCUUCUUUGAAUUCCCUUACUCCACUUGUUACUUCAUACACAAUCUUCUCCCCAAUCUCAGCCACUCUCUCUCCCUCACUCUUCAACACUUCUUCCCUCUCUCUGCCAAUCUCAUCUGCCCGCCCCCGCCUCUGCAGCCUUACUUCCUCUUUAAAGAUGGUGACUCCAUCCCCUUCACUGUCGCCGAGUCAUUAGAUGACUUCAUUCAAGUCAUCACCAAUAACCCCAAAGAUGUUAGAGUCCUGCACCCUUAUGUUCCAAAGCUGCCUCCUUCACGUCUUACAUCAGAUGGCACGCGUUCGGUGCCAUUGUUGGCCUUGCAAGUCACUCUCUUUCCUAAUUCUGGAAUUAGCAUCGGUUUUGAGUUUUGCCAUGUUGUUGCUGAUGGCAUGGCUAUUAACCAUUUCAUGAAAUCAUGGGCGUCUCUUUACAGGUCAAGCGGAGACCUCACUUGCCUUCAAAACUCUCUCCCUUCUCAUUACAGGGAUGCAAUCAGGGAUUCUUACAAGCUCGAGUCCAUUUUCUUAAGUGACUUACAUAAUUGGGCAUCAUCUUGGGACUAUAACAUGGGUUCCUCAACAGAAGAACAACUUGCAGACAAGGUUAGAGCUACCUUUGUGGUUGACCAUGUUCAGGUUCAAAAGAUUAAACAUUGGGUCUCAAAUCAAUGUUUGAAGAUGAAUUUAGGGAAACUGCGGAUAUCAACGUUUGUGGUGAUAUGUGCUAUUACGUGGGUUAAUUUGAUCAAGUCACAAGAAGAUGAGGCAAGUCUUGACAGUAAUGAUAAGACUUGCUACUUGGGUUUUGUUGCAGACGGCAGACAGCGUCUUGAAGUUGAGCUGCCAGUCACAUAUUUUGGGAAUUGUCUAGCAAUUUGUUACGCGUCAGCAAAAAGGAGUGAACUUGUUGGAGAAAAUGGAGUUACGGUAGCAGCAAAAGCAAUUGCAAACCAAGUUAAGGAACUUGAGAAUGGAGCUUUAAAAAGGGUAGAGAAAUGGAUGUCAGAUUGGAAAGAAAUAUCAGAAGAGGGAAGGCUAAUUACAAUCUCAGGAUCACCAAAAUUACGUGUUUAUGAUACAGAUUUUGGUUGGGGGAAACCGAAAAUGAGUGAAGUGGUUCAGAUUGAUGUAUCAGGAGCUAUUUCUCUUUCAGAAUGUAGAGAUGGAGGAGGUGGUAUUGAGAUUGGCUUGGCACUCACUAGGACUAACAUGGAUGCCUUCAAUUCUCUGUUUCAACAACAGUUUAAGCAGCUUUGAUUUCGAAGUUAUCCAAGAAGCAGGAGCAAAAGAUAUACAUAAACAAAGAAGAAAGGCAAGAGAUCAUACUGUAGAAGCAUCGAGUGUGAUCAAAACCAAACUCUAUAAACAAUACAACAAUUGGAAUAUUGUUUAUUAUGUUAUUUCAGUCUGUCUUUGCUGUGGAUGCAUGUUAUCAGAGCAUCGACUGUCUAUUGUUUCUUGAAUUAUUCUAACAUAUGCGUUUGGCUAAUCACCACUGUUGAAAAUUCCGAAGAAGACUUGUACUCUUGAUCAAGAGUAGACACAAGUGACAUAAGUAUAGAAGAUAAAGACAUAUUCAUAUAA